Molecule: messenger RNA, 2605 nt
Organism: Tribolium madens (black flour beetle)
Lineage: Eukaryota; Metazoa; Arthropoda; Insecta; Coleoptera; Tenebrionidae
Product: male-specific lethal 1 homolog
Exons: 5
Coding region: 726-2156 (476 amino acids)
Cellular component (GO): MSL complex
Source: RefSeq, a predicted model, not a curated record
GGAUAAUCAGAGAUUUUCUGAUAGCAAAAAAGACAUUGAACAUUUGCUCCCCGUUCCCCUCUCCAAUCAUUGUGCGCAACUCGAUUUAAAAAUAAUCAAACUCAAUUUUUUUGCUUUUUGUUAUUUUGAAGAAUAUUAUGACAAACACACGCAAAAAAUUACCUUACAAACCGAUUUUGUGGUGAAGUCGUAGAGACAAUAAACUUGGCACAAAUAUUGUUUACUGAGUCAGAUUUUAACUAUUUUGGAUAAUCGAAAUUUAAAUUUGCCGCCGAACCGGAAGUACAACAAUUACCAACCUCACAACGGUGGUAAAAAAAUCAUAAACGCGUCUUUGUUUACUUGUUUACCAACAAUUUAUUGUGGAAUUUGGGUGAAAAUUAACGAAUUUCGAAAGUGAUUUACCGAUUUUGAACAUUUACGGUGUUAAUUAUCAAAAAAGGAAAAAACAUAGUGAGUCAUUGACCAGUGAUGCGUUUUUGUUUCAAGUGUCAAACAACAUAACCUCAAAAUGUGAUUUAAAUCAUUAUUUUUUAUUUGCAAAUUUGAGAAAUUGUAACGGUUGUGUAACAAAAAGUGGUGGGAUUUGUACAAUUGUGUUAAUAACAUUUGUUUUAUUGACAGUUGGGGUAAAGUAUGUGCAAAAGUGUAAUUAGAUUUUUGAAUGGUUUUCGUGUGAAUAACGCCGCAAUGUCCCGCGAAUUGGUAAUUUCGACGUUUAUAUAAUGCCAAUAAGUCGCAACAAUGAUCAAAACAUAAAACGACUUUGUGCGAAAAUGUCCGAAAAUUUUCCAGAUGAAUGCAAGUCGAAAUUGUCAAAAUUACCGGAUUCUACAAGUUAUUUAGCACAAAGUGUCGAUAAAAACGACUUAAACUUUGCCUACGAUCAUAUGUACGCAUCAAACACGGAAAACGGCGAAAUAAACACAACAAUAACCGAAGAUGCGAACUGUCAAAGUGCCGAAAGUGAGGUUAAGUUUUGGAAAGAGUGGUUGAUACUCCAUCUCGACCUCAUCCAACAACAAAGCGAUGAAAUUUUAAACAAGGAGAGAACCAUCCUCAUUCUCCAACAAGAAAAUGAAAUGCUUAAAGAGCGCAUAAGUUGUAUGGAACGCGGGGCCCCUUUCCACCCCAACAAGUUCUACAAUAACCACUCCACGUCGUUUUUGGACGAAGGACUAGAUAUGACUCAAGAUUCGAGUGUCUGCGACGAAGACAACAAGAAUUGCUUGGACCUUUUGGACUUGAAUUGCGAAAACGGUACUUGUCCACCACUGAAACUUGCCAAAUUUGAGGAAAACAGUCGCAGUGACGGCGAAUCUCAAACGGGGAAACCUUCCAUAGACAAUAAGUUUGAUUCUCAGGUUAACUAUCAUAAAAUUAGUGACAAAUUGAAAAGUGAGAGUGAAAUCGCAGAUUGUAAUAGUACUAGUGCCGGGUUUGACUUUACAGUUAAUAGUUCGGACGAAUUUGACCCAAUGAGAAACUUAAGAAUGAGUAUUAGGAGAAAACGGUUAAGUAAUUCGUCAGCUGUGUCCAACAACGACUCAGUUUUGGAGGAAAAACGCUCAUUUAGGAAGUUUAAAAAACGGCGCAAACGUGUUUUGAAAGACUCUCAGAUUUUGACCACAACGGAUCAGUACAUUACUGAAGCUGGUAGGACGAAUUUGAGGCUGUCAAACGUCACCGAUUUACAAGAAAUUCCCAACAACACGAAUUUGGAGGUCCCCCGUUGGAGGGUCAAAGUCUACGCUAGUUGUUACGCAAUGGAAGGGACUGAAAAUUUAGAUGAUGAAGUUUUUAACAAGAGACACAGUCGGUUGGAAAACGACGAACGUAGGAGAAAGCGAUGGGAUGUUCAAAGGAUAAGAGAGCAAAGAGUAAUUGAGAAAUUGAAGCAGAGACAGGAAAGAUUGGGUUCGGGGUCGCGAACGGAUGAACAGACUGAUUCCGUGUUGUCUCUUUGGCCCACUUUAGAAAAUAUUAAAUAUUUAGAAGUUUCAGAUCAAUUGCCGGUGUCGGCUUUUGGUUCCCCUAUUCCAAAAAUAGCCCCAAGUGAAUUUAAUUUGCCAUGGUUGAGUAAUCCGUCUCUAAUCACGUCUAAGAAAGGGUCAACGAAACGCACAACAUUGAGAAGGAAAAAUUCGAGGAGAUAAGUAUUACGUUGGUAACUCAAAUAAAAUUUUAGUCAAACACCACUGCCUGUCUUUUGUAUAUAAAAAUAAAGUGGUGAAAUGAACGAAAAUGUGAUUUUGUGAAUAAACAUUAUUUGUAAAUUGAAACAAUCUCAUUACAUGACAGUUUGUAAAGUAUUUAUUUAGGUUUUAAGCUUACUUUUGAGUAGACUAUUAGGCGACGUAAUACCAGUUUAGGUCUGUAUUACCCCACAUUAGGGAACCUAAAUAAUUUUUAGAUUGCGAAUUUUUUAUUUUUUAAGUAAUGUAAUAUUGUGAUAUCGGAAUUGUUAUGUCGAUAGAUUUCCUGAUAAUGAUAUUAAUUUACAAAUAUAUAUUUUUAGUUGAAACACAUCAAAUAAAUAAAUGUAUUAGUUGUACUUAUUUGUGUAUCAGUCACUGUAUUUUAAAAUAUACACAAUUUUCCGAAA